AUGCUGGCGCUCGGAAAACGCACAUCCAUCUUGCCGGCGCAAACUGGGCUCGAGCUAUCAUAUAUCCUUGCUGCUCAGCAGUUCUUCUCGUGGACCGUCCGGCAACUCGCUGACGUGGAGAACGAGAUGAACUCCGUUGAGCGCAUCGUGCACUACGCGCGUGGAGUUGAGCAAGAAGCUCCGCAUAGGCUUCCGGCAGCCAAGCCGGCAUCACCUUGGCCGAGCGCUGGCCGCAUUGAAAUGGAUGGCGUCGCGCUGAAGUACAGACCAGAGUUGCCACCAGUCUUGAAGGGCUUGAGCAUGUCGAUCAAGGGGGGUGAGAAGAUCGGUAUCGUCGGGCGUACGGGCGCAGGAAAGAGCUCUAUCAUGACCGCCCUCUUCCGCAUCGUCGAACUUUCAGGUGGAAAGAUCGAGAUCGAUGGUGUGGAUAUCUCAAAGAUUGGUCUGACCGAUCUCCGCCAGGCGCUUUCAAUCAUACCUCAGGAAGCGCAGCUCUUCUCUGGUACACUGAGGAGCAACUUGGAUCCCUUCGGUCGACACGACGACGCGCGGCUAUGGGAUGCACUAAAGAAGUCCCACCUCGUCGAUGAUGGCCCGAGCACAGAUCUGAACGAGAAAUCGGCAGUUCCCGCCGGUGCUUCAACGCCAAAUCCUGCUUCGAAAUUCACGCUGGAUAGUCCGAUCGACAGCGAGGGUUCAAACGUGUCCGUUGGUCAACGCUCGCUCGUCUCACUUGCGCGUGCUCUCAUCAAGGACUCGCGUAUCUUGAUCCUUGACGAGGCGACCGCAUCCGUUGACUACGAGACCGACCGCAAGAUCCAGGAAACGAUUGCGACGGAGUUCAAGGAUCGCACGAUCCUUACUAUCGCUCAUCGUCUACGUACCAUCAUCUCCUAUGACCGUAUCUGUGUCAUGGAUCAGGGCCUCAUCGCCGAGUUCGACACGCCCUCGUCGCUUUUCCUGAAACAGAAUGGUAUAUUCCGUGGGAUGUGUGAGCGUUCAGGGAUCACGCUUGAAGACAUCAGGAUGGCGGUGAAGGAAAGCGAGACGUGA
This is a messenger RNA of Peniophora sp. CBMAI 1063, 1053 nucleotides long. NCBI's taxonomy places the organism in Eukaryota, Fungi, Basidiomycota, Agaricomycetes, Russulales, Peniophoraceae. The record is from the annotation of a GenBank genome assembly.